GAGAUAACUUCAAAAGGAAGUGAAAAACUUAUUCUGUUCCAAACUUCUUCAAUAAAACAUUAUCUGUAAUAAAACAUUCGGCUUCGUGAAUAUAUUCGGUUUAGUUGAAAGUUAUUUCAAUCUUGAAAAUAAUUAUAUCUUUUUAAUUUAUUCAUUUUCAAUAAAUAAAUAGCUUUUGAACAGCGCUCCUAAUUUUUAUUCAGAUAAAUGAAGUAUAUACACAGUUAUUUCAGAUAGAAUGGAGUAAGUUCUAGUUAAGUGUAGGCCUAGUAAAAUUUCAGCUAAUAUGAAGGCAAUUUCAAUUGAAUUUGAAAGUAUUAUACCGUAAUCAAACAGUCAUUAUUGAGCGUUUAUGGAGUGCAGCAGUCCUGAAGAUUCUCAACAACAUCGCUGACUAUGAAAACACUAAUUUGAAAAGGAUUGAACAUUGAAGCAUUAAUCGGGUUUAAAAAUGUAUGUGAUACAAAUUAAUGUGCCUAUGCUGCUCUUGAUGAUGAUAUUGAUAUUUGAAAUAGCCUACUGUGGCACUCCAUGUGAACAGAGGUUCACGAAGUAUGGCUUUGUUUGUGUGUGUAAUUCCACCUACUGUGACACUAUAAGACGUCCUGAUCGAAAUCCUGAAGAUGUUGAUGCAAUAUUACACUAUACUACAUCGAAAGAUGGAAAGGUGCUUGAAUUAUCACAUGGCUCGUUCAAUGAGCCAAUUUCUGAUGACGAAGGUUGUCACAUAAUCAUUGAUGCCCAAAAAAAGUAUCAAGAAAUUAUUGGAUUUGGAACAGCAUUCACAGAUGCAGCAGGUAUCAAUGCUGCAUGUCUUAGUGAAUCGGCUCAGCAUCAUCUUAUAAGUGCUUAUUAUGGUCCAGAAGGAAUUGGCUUUGUAAUGGGCCGUGUUCCUAUUGGUGGAACAGAUUUCUCGACUCGUGCUUACACUCUGGACGAUAUAAAGGACGACUUCGAACUGAGCCACUUCAGCCUAGCGCCUGAGGAUUACGAUUACAAGAUGCCUUACAUGAAAAAGGCAAUGGAGAUCAGCCCGAAAGAGAUAAAGUGGCUUUGCUCAGCGUGGUCUGCUCCCCCGUGGACGAAGACCAACAACAAAAUCACCGGAUUUGGCUUCCUCAAAAAAGAAUUCUAUCGUCUGUGGGCUCAGUAUCAUAUCAGGUUCCUGGAAGAAUACAAAAAGCACAACUUCACGUUCUGGGGAACAACGUGCGGUAACGAGCCACUGAACGCGUAUCUUCCAUUCCUUGUGAGAUUCAACUCAAUGGGUUGGCACCCCUCAGACCAGGGAGAGUGGGUAGCCCAGUAUCUAGGACCAAUGCUGAAGGAGAGUUACGGUCCGAUCAACAUAAUCGCACUGGAUGAUCAACGGUUCAUGAUGAAGUUUUGGGAGAAGAUGCUUGCUAAGGCAAAGGAUUACGUGGAUGGAAUCGGUUUGCAUUGGUACUAUGAUGAGGUGACUCCAGCUUCUUGCCUCACCACUUUUCAUGAAAAACAUCCCAAUCUUCUCAUUUUAGGCACAGAAGCGUGUGCAGGUUAUCUACCAUGGGAUGCUGGGGUGAAGUUGGGAUCUUGGAAGCGUGGAAGCAGAUACAUGGAAGAUAUUAUUGAGAAUAUUAACCACUGGAUGUGUUGCUGGAUAGACUGGAACUUUGCCCUGGACGAAAAUGGCGCACCCAACUGGGUGAAGAAUUUUGUUGACUCAGCAAUAAUUGUGAAUUGCACGCGAGGCGAAUUCUACAAACAGCCCAUGUUCUACGCACUUGCACACCUCUCUGCGUUCAAUGAGCCGGGCGCGGUCAGAAUCGGCAUGAAAAUGACCAGUCAGCCUUUUUACAAACUCGAGUGCAGAGAUGUGGCCGCUCUAGUCAUGCUCAACCAACAUGGUGGACGGGUGCUCGUCUUGAAUAACAAAGCGAGUUCUUCAAGGACAGUGAUUGUUGAAGACCGAAUGAAAGGCAAAAAGGCAAAAAUGAGCCUGGAGCCCCAUUCCUUCCAUACGAUUCUGUAUCGGCACUGAUUUAUCUAAUAAAUACUUUUCCAAAAUAUUUUCCUGUAAACAUAUUAAAUUUAUGCAUUUCCAUUGCCUGGAUUUCAGUGUCCAUGUGAGUUUCUUGCAAUAAUAAACAAAUUAAAAUAUGA
Molecule: messenger RNA, 2142 nt
Organism: Nilaparvata lugens (brown planthopper)
Lineage: Eukaryota; Metazoa; Arthropoda; Insecta; Hemiptera; Delphacidae
Product: putative glucosylceramidase 4
Exons: 11
Coding region: 452-2020 (522 amino acids)
Biological process (GO): glucosylceramide catabolic process
Molecular function (GO): glucosylceramidase activity
Source: RefSeq, a predicted model, not a curated record